Molecule: messenger RNA, 945 nt
Organism: Acanthosepion pharaonis
Lineage: Eukaryota; Metazoa; Mollusca; Cephalopoda; Sepiida; Sepiidae
Source: the annotation of a GenBank genome assembly
AUGGUCACAUGUCCGCUUGAAGUGUUAAAGACAAGACUUCAGUCAUCAGUUGCCACAUUUCAUUCCUCACCAGUUUAUGUUACUUCUCCAGUCUCCACCCACACUAUUGCAUCCCCAAACCUCGUGGGAUUACGGCCUCAAAGUUGCAAUACAUUGGAACUUUCAAAUAUGAUGCCAAACAGACCAAGAGUUUCUCUUGGGAUUUAUGUCUGUUUACGGCACAUUGUGGAAACAGAAGGUCUUCGAGGAUUAUUUAAGGGACUAGGCCCAAAUCUUGUCGGAGUUGCUCCAUCAAGGGCCCUGUAUUUUUUUGCCUAUGCCAAUAUGAAGUCAAAACUCAAUGCAAUAUUGGCACCUGACACACCAUUGGUCCACAUCUUCUCUGCUCUUGCCGCAGGUUUCACAUCCAGCACUGCCACCAAUCCCAUUUGGUUUGUCAAAACCCGACUACAACUUGACCAAAAAAAAGACAACUCACUCCGGUGCCGAGAUUGUGUGCGAAACAUUUAUCAACAAAAUGGCCUCCGUGGAUUUUACAAGGGUAUUACUGCAUCAUAUUUUGGAAUGACAGAGACUGUGAUUCAUUUUGUGAUCUAUGAAGCCCUUAAAAGCAGAUUCCUUGCUUAUAACAAUCAGACAAAGAGCGGCAGUUACACCAACAAUGAGCGGAAAUUGUCAGACUUUUUUUACUGUAUGCUUUCAGGUGCAAUCUCCAAAACUUGUGCUACUUGUAUAGCAUAUCCACAUGAGGUUGCACGAACGAGAUUACGUCAGGAAGGCCAAAAAUACCGAUCAUUUUUCCAGACUUUGAUUUUGGUAGCUCAUGAAGAAGGUCUCCAGGCCUUGUACAGAGGCCUAGCAACUCAGUUUGUCCGCCAGAUUCCCAACACAGCCAUUGUGAUGUUCACAUAUGAAUUGGUUGUCUACAAGUUGUCUGACCGGUGA